Dracunculus medinensis (Guinea worm) is the source of this 1872-nucleotide messenger RNA. The record is from the annotation of a GenBank genome assembly. NCBI's taxonomy places the organism in Eukaryota, Metazoa, Nematoda, Chromadorea, Rhabditida, Dracunculidae.
AUGGUUCAGAGUGAUUGGGUCGAUACAAUAAGAAAUCGUCAAAUAGCAUCCGUGAAGCAGUUGCUAAAUUUAAAUCAACCAGUAUCGUUUUCGUUGGCGACUGAACCAGUAUGGAAAAUUUUGAUACUCGAUCGUUAUGGUCAAGAUAUUAUAUCGCCACUAUUAUCCGUUAAGCAGCUGAGAGACCUCGGUGUUACUCUUCACUUAUUACUCGAUACUCGUCGAGAAGCGUUACCAGAUGUACCGGCCGUUUAUUUCUUCACACCAAACGAUGAAAAUGUGCAGUUAAUAUGCGACGAUUUGAGUAAACGAAUUUACGAAAGUUUUUAUUUGAAUGCAAUAAAUCCUAUAAGCAGACCACGUCUUGAAAAAUUAGCAACUGUAGCUGUGCAGAGUGGAGCAGUACAACAAGUUCAAAAGGUUGUCGACCAGUUUCUUAGUUUUAUAUCUUUGGAUGAUGAUUUAUUCGUUCUUCGCAGAUAUAACGAAAAUAGUCCUUUUUCAUUUUUUGCAAUCAGUGAUCCUUCUACGACUAAUCAGCAAAUGGAAGAUUUAAUAGAUCGAGUCGUUGAUGGUCUUUUUUCCGUUUGUGCCACGCUUAGUGUUGUUCCAGUAAUUCGUUGUUUCAGAGAUAACGCUGCAGAGCAAGUGGCAAUGCGAUUGGAUCAAAAAAUCCGUGAAAACUUGCGAGAUGCCCGUAACAAUUUGUUUGCUCAGGAAAAUGUUCGUGCUAGUAUGCUAAAUCUCCAUAGACCAUUGUUAUUUAUCGCCGAUAGGGCAAUUGAUCUCGCCACAAUGUUGCAUCAUACCUGGACUUAUCAGGCUCUGAUACACGAUCUUUUAGAUUUGGAUCAAAAUCGCGUGGUUACUGUAGAUGCAUCAGGUAAGAAAAAGGAGUAUGAUAUGAUUAUGGAGGAUAAAUUGUGGUUGGAACAUAGAGGCAGUCCAUUUCCACUCGUUGCUGAAGCUAUUCAACAGGAAGUUGAAGCGUAUAAAAAUAGUGGAGAUGAAAUUACGCGGUUAAAAUAUUCUAUGGGAGUGGACGAUGAAACAGUGCGACUGCUUACUGAUGCAACUGCAAAUUUACCAGAUUUAUUGGGAAAAAAACGUUUGAUCGAUAUGCACACUAAUAUUGCAACUGUUAUACUGGAUCAAAUUAAGCAACGCAAAUUGGAUAUACUUUUUGAAGCUGAGGAAAAGAUAAUGAAUAAUCAAGCCAGUAGUACCCAAUUAAUUGAACUAAUGCGAAAUUGCACUGGGGAAGAUGCUUUGCGUGUUAUGAUGAUUAGUUAUUUAUGUUCAUCUAAUGUGAAUGAGGCUGAUAUUCAAGAACAACUCAAAUAUUUGAAGGAAAUAGGAAUUGAUGAUUCUGCUGUGAAAUUCAUAAAACAGUUAAAAAGUGUUUCGAGUAUGAAUCGGAUAACCGGUGAUUAUUCUGGAGCUGGCACGAAAACGGAUAGUAUGUUCUCAAAUUUAUUGAAUAGAGGUUCUCAGUUAUUUAUGGAAGGUGUAAAAAAUCUUGUCCCAAAAAAACAUAAUUUACCUCUUACAAAGAUGCUUGAUUCUAUCUUAUCUGGUACGUCACAAGGAGGCACUCGAUCUUUUGAUGACGAAACUAAAUAUUUUGACCCCAAAUUAAUGUAUUCAAAUAAAGAAAGUCGAAUGGGCUCAAAUGUGCAAGACGUAAUCGUGUUUGUAAUUGGUGGUGGAAACUAUGUUGAAUACCAUAAUAUAGUGGAAUAUAGUAAAUCAAAAGGAUUGGCUAGAAUAACAUAUGGUUGCACAGAGCUCGUUACUCCAAAACAAUUCGCUGAUCAGGUAAUUCGUUUUGAAAAUGGUCUUAAGAUAAUCUAUAAUCUUUUAUUAUUUUAG